AAAAUGGAAAUGUCAAAUGAGUCAAAUAGUUUCUUUAAUUGCAGUUUAGGAGUGAUUUUAAAGUUAUAAAAUGGAAACUACACCGACAAAGGAAGUAGUAGCUCGGGUAGAAGUGCAUGCGCCUGACAAAGGACCAGUAUCUUCAUCAAAAAGUAGCAAAAGUUCACAGAAACCGUCUGAAAAUUUUGACAACAGUGAUGUCCAAGAUCCACUUCCUAGUUAUCCAAGUAUCAACAACUCUGAAACUGAGGGUCAGUUUCUCAAUACAGUUCCACCAUCACCUACGAGAUUGACGAGAGACUUUAGAACGAGGCAGAUACAGCAGCGAGGCUCACGAGGGAGACUUGAUCGUGACUCCAUCUCCAACAAUUACUAUGGAGAUUCUGUUGAAGUGGGCCACAGGCCCCCAAUGUUCCAGCAGGAUUACAUCAGCCCUGAAAAACAAAUGCACACAAUCCGACAGUCGCGUCGCAUUCCUCGUUGGAUAUGGAUUCCUUUGGCUAAGUCACUGGGCAUUAAACUGCAAGAAUUGGACAAGCCAUGGCUGGGAUUAAUCAUGUUUGUUCUAACAUUAACAUUUGGUUUUGGAUAUGGGAUCACACUCAUUUGGUAUACCUUUUAUGAUAUUAAGAGCGAGUAUACAAAAUCGACAGUUUUGACUGGCACUGUGUCCAUCAUCAUUGGAAUGAUAUGGUGUUCAUUGGGGAUCUAUGCUAACCACUUGUCUUACGUCUUGUUCAGCAAUUCAAAGUUUCUAGACAGUGUUAGAAUGCACAGUAAAACGAUAUUCAAGUUGAGCUCCGCUAUGCUGAUGAUGAUUUUAAGCACAACUUUCAUCAUAAUGAACAAUGCAAAAAAUGUGAACAUUCUGGAUGAAAGCUUCUGUGGGAAAGUCAGCCUGAACCCUAUUGUUUGCUACUUCUUGUACGGGUUCAGAGUUGGUUUUUCAAUAUUUGCACUACUUUGGAACAUUAUGGUAGCAACAGUGUUACUCAGCGUAUGUCGUACCCAUACAAUAGGAAUUCGGCGAUUUAUCAAAGAGCUAGAGGAGGAUGGAAAACUUAUUGAGACUCUCCGCAAACAACGUUCAAUGAACUACAUGGACCAGGGAGACAGCACUGAUGAUGAAUGGUUGUGGGAUGAUGAUCUACUGACCAGUGUACCCACCAGUGAUUUUGCCACCAGUGGAAGGCAUAACCCUAUUGCCAGCUCUCUGCCAGCCACAGUGCCCUUGCAACGGCAGGUUUCUCAGACCAGUAAUCCACAUGCACAGAGAGCUCACAGCUCAGGAGGUGUUACAAUACAAGCUUCAAGUAGACCUGGGGCACAGUCUUUAUCCUCAAUGAACAACUUGUACAUUGACCCAAAUUCACCUCAAGGUCAGAGGUCAAGGCUGAGUGAAUCUUUGAGUAAUGAGCCAAGGUCAUCUCCUGGAGCUCAAUCAACUCAAGUUGAAUUCAGUAGUCCAAAUAGAAUUCCUAGUACUGCUACUGCUGACUCUCAGUCCAUUGACACAGAAUCAAGCCCUGGACCACAGAUCCUGAAUAAUGAAGACAUUCUGAUUAGAUACUGGAAAAUAAAUAGUAGGUUGCGGGCCACAUCAUUAAGUCUUCAAAGAUGGUUAUCCAGCUGGGUAAUGUUCAUUAUGAUCUGGUCCAUUAAUUACAUUAUAUUCUGGAUCAGCCAUGAGGCCACACUACUAGGCAUCAUUGAGUUUAUCAUUCCACUAUUUCUCUUGCCAUUAAUUGCUUCAGCAUUUGCUGAGGUCAACAUGGAAGGGUCAAGAAUGCUUAGGUGUAUUUGUCCAACAGAUGAGAGGAUGGACUUGCUCUUUUAUCUACUACAGCAACCUCUUGCAAUAACUAUCUUUGGCUACCCUUUAACCUACUCAUCCAUUGUUACUGUUAUCAGUGCCUUAGUUCUUGCUUUUACCUCAAGACUGAUUCUGGAUGAGUUUGCCAAGAUUUAGUCAAGUACUGUUUGGAGAAACUCAUCAUAUUAAGCCACACAUUUACAAUCUGUGUCCCUUUGGAUGAUGCAACAUAGAGGAAUGCCAUGAACAUCAAAAUGGGAGAAACAAGUUUGCCUGCUAGGUGCUUGGGGAAAUUGGAACUGUAGGCUGUACUAUGGGAGUCCUUUGCUAGAAAAUAGUAGACAUAUACGAGGGGUGAUCAGGAAUU
Owenia fusiformis is the source of this 2180-nucleotide messenger RNA. The record is from the annotation of a GenBank genome assembly. NCBI's taxonomy places the organism in Eukaryota, Metazoa, Annelida, Polychaeta, Sabellida, Oweniidae.